UCCCUCUCUUCCCCUGUAUCUUCCUCAAUGGCUCAUCUCUUCAGAGACCUCUCUUCGCUGGGCCAAUCCAAGAGAGGUAUCACCGCCCCCACAACCACCACAGCCACCGCCUCACCCGCCAAACCACUCAGCAUACCCACCAGAUCCAUUUCCGCAAUGGGCACCGAUCUCCCAUCCCCGCUCGGCCAGCUCUCGGCCCAACUCAGCGACUCGGACCUCCGACUCACCGCCUACGAGAUCUUCGUCGCCGCCUGCCGUACAUCCACCGGAAAGGCCUUGACUUUCACACCCUCCUCCGCUGACUCGCCGACCCAACACGCCAACUCCCCCAACGGCUCCCCCGCAAUGCAGAGAUCGCUCACUUCCACAGCUGCCAGCAAGAUGAAGAAGGCAUUGGGUCUCAAAUCGCCGGGCUCCGGCUCCAAGAAGAGUCCCGGAUCAGCCGGGUCCGGGGUCGGGUCGGGUCCCGGAAAGCCCCGGCGGGCAAUGACGGUGGGUGAGCUGAUGAGGAUCCAAAUGGGUAUUUCUGAGGCCACUGACUCCAGAGUCCGGAGAGCUUUGCUCAGGAUUUCUGCUUCUCAGGUCGGAAGGCGAAUUGAGUCAGUGGUAGUGCCACUGGAGCUGUUACAGCAGCUCAAGUCCUCUGAUUUCACUGACCAGCAAGAAUACGAUGCAUGGCAGAAAAGAACCCUCAAAAUUCUUGAGGCCGGUCUCCUAUUGCAUCCCCACGUGCCACUUGACAAGUCGAAUAAUGCUGCACAGAGAUUGCGUCAAAUUAUUAAUGGGGCAUUGGACAGGCCCUUUGAAACUGGCAGAAAUAACGAGACUCUGCAGGUUCUUCGUAAUGCUGUUACAGCUCUUGCUUCUAGGUCAUCUGAUGGUCUCUAUGAUACAUCACAUUGGGCAGAUGGGUUGCCAUUGAAUCUCCGGCUUUAUGAGAGGCUUCUAGAAGCCUGCUUUGAUCUUCACGACGAAACAUCUAUAAUAGAGGAAGUUGACGAGCUAAUGGAGCAUAUUAAGAAGACCUGGUCAAUCCUUGGAAUGAACCAGAUGCUCCAUAACCUUUGCUUUACUUGGGUUUUAUUUCAUCGUUUUGUUGCAACUGGUCAAGUAGAACUGGACCUCUUGUAUGCUGCUGAUAGUCAGCUAGCUGAGGUUGCUAAAGACGCAAAGGCAACAAAGGAUUCCGAGUACUGCAAGAUCUUGAGUUCGACAUUGACUUCAAUAUUGGGAUGGGCAGAGAAGAGACUCCUUGCGUAUCAUGACACUUUUGAUAGCAGUAACAUUGAUGCUAUGCAGGCCAUUGUUUCUCUGGGGGUAGUAGCAGCUAAGAUUUUAGUUGAAGAUAUAUCAAAUGAGUACCGCAGGAGGAGGAAAAAUGAAGUUGAUGUUGCCCGUAGCAGGAUUGACACCUACAUCAGAUCAUCCUUGCGCACUGCUUUUGCUCAGAGAAUGGAAAAGGCUGAUUCAAGCAGGAGAGCAUCAAGACACCAGCCAAAUCCCCUUCCUGUUCUGGCCAUCCUUGCAAAGGAUGUUGGUGAGCUGGCAGUUAAGGAGAAAGAGGUGUUCAGUCCAAUAUUGAAGAGAUGGCAUCCUUUUGCUGCCGGGGUGGCUGUGGCAACCCUUCACGCUUGCUAUGCGAAUGAGAUUAAACAAUUCAUAUCAGGUAUAGCGGAGUUGAACCCAGAUGCUGUACAGGUUUUGAGAGCUGCUGAUAAGCUGGAGAAAGAUCUUGUGCUGAUAGCAGUUUUAGACUCCGUAGAUAGUGAUGAUGGUGGCAAGGCAAUAAUUCGUGAGAUGCCUCCUUACGAGGCUGAAACUGCAAUUGCGAAUCUGGUGAAAGUGUGGAUUAAGACAAGAGUGGACAGAUUGAAAGAAUGGAUUGAUAGGAAUCUACAACAAGAGGUAUGGAACCCACAAGUAAACGAAGAUGGAUAUGCCCCAUCUGCUGUUGAAGUUUUGCGAAUCCUUGAUGAAACUCUGGAAGCAUUCUUUCAGCUGCCAAUACCAAUGCAUCCUGCAUUGCUUCCUGACUUGAUGACUGGCCUUGAUAGAUGUCUUCAGUAUUAUGUAACCAAGGCAAAAUCUGGAUGUGGAUCUCGCAAUACGUUUGUUCCCACUAUGCCGGCAUUGACCAGAUGUACCAUGGGAUCAAAGUUCCAAGGCUUUGGCAAAAAGAAAGAAAAAUCACCAGUUCCUCAAAAGAGGAACUCUCAGGUUGCAACACUCAAUGGGGAUAACUCGUUUGGGAUACCUCAGAUGUGUGCUCGUAUAAAUACAUUGCAAAGAAUCCGGAGUGAGUUGGAGGUUUUGGAGAAACGGAUUAUUACUCAUCUCAGAAAUUCAGAAUCUGCUAAUGUAGAAGACUUUUCGAAUGGACUGGGGAAAAAGUUUGAACUCACGCCAGCAGCUUGUGUGGAAGCAAUCCAACAGCUUUGUGAGGCAGUGGCUUAUAAAAUGAUCUUCCAUGACCUAAGUCAUGUUCUGUGGGAUGGUUUGUAUGUUGGGGAACCAUCCUCUUGUAGAAUAGACGCUUUUCUUGACGGGCUGGAGAAGAACUUACUCAUAAUAUCCAAUACUGUGCAUGAAAGAGUUCGUACACGGAUUAUAACUGACGUAAUGAGAGCGUCAUUUGAUGGAUUCUUGCUGGUUUUGCUUGCUGGAGGCCCCUCUCGUGCAUUCUCCCAGCAGGAUUCCCAAAUAAUAGAGGACGAUUUCAAAGCCCUCAAGGAUCUAUUCUGGGCCAAUGGGGAUGGCUUGCCUUCUGAAUUGAUAGACAAGUUUUCAACAACAGUGAGAAGUGUGCUUCCCCUUUUCAGAACAGACACUGAUAGCCUCGUCGAACGGUUUAGACGAGUGACCUUGGAGUCAUAUGGCUCGUCCGCCAGGUCCAGACUCCCGUUGCCCCCAACAUCUGGGCAGUGGAACCCAACUGAACCAAACACGCUCCUUCGGGUGUUGUGCUACAGGAAUGAUGAAUCAGCUACCAAGUUUUUGAAGAAGACCUACAAUCUGCCCAAGAAACUGUAAAGUUAAAGCGAGGAUGGUAACCGUGGGAUGGCCUUUUGGCGGGCGUUGUCUUGCAGAAACUUCUAGGAAGCGCAGACAAUGAUUGUAAGUGUAUUAAGUGAUGAUCACCGUGCUGAGAUGCUCGCAUUUGCCCUUGGCAGUGUUCUUGUAUAGUAAGUUCAUGAGAGUUUGGUAUAAAUCCAGCAGUUUGCAAAGACACGAAGAUCGGAGACCAGAAGAGUCGAGAAGGACGCAGACUUCUAGAGGUUGAUUAUUCUUUUUUUUUUUUUUUUUUUUUUUUUUUCCAUUCAUUUUCAUCGUUUAGAGGCUUAUAUAAUGCGAUUGAUGUUAUUCUUUAUAAAUGCUCUACUGCACAGCAUUUUUCUUACCCCCGAAUGUUCGAUGUUAUAUAUUUGUCAGUUGUUUGUUGGUUUGCUUGUUGGUACAGAGAACAGCGUCGUUUUGUUGGUCGUAUAAUUUAUCAGAAUGUAAUAUAAGUGAGGUUGUUGACAA
Pyrus x bretschneideri (Chinese white pear) is the source of this 3522-nucleotide messenger RNA. RefSeq names its product protein unc-13 homolog. The record is from RefSeq and is a predicted model, not a curated record. The transcript is spliced from 5 exons. NCBI's taxonomy places the organism in Eukaryota, Viridiplantae, Streptophyta, Magnoliopsida, Rosales, Rosaceae. The coding region runs from base 28 to 3030 and encodes 1000 amino acids.